Messenger RNA from Anopheles funestus (African malaria mosquito), 3630 nucleotides. RefSeq lists its product as uncharacterized. The transcript is spliced from 5 exons. Gene Ontology annotation, biological process: positive regulation of transcription by RNA polymerase I; positive regulation of rRNA processing. Gene Ontology annotation, cellular component: nucleolus. NCBI's taxonomy places the organism in Eukaryota, Metazoa, Arthropoda, Insecta, Diptera, Culicidae. Gene Ontology annotation, molecular function: RNA binding; protein binding. The coding region runs from base 135 to 3470 and encodes 1111 amino acids. The record is from RefSeq and is a predicted model, not a curated record.
GCCGUUUGACAGAUCGCAAUUUCGAACUAUUUACAAAUUGCGGCGUGUUUCGUGUUCUGCCUCGUGGUUGAAGCACCAUUGUGAUAAAUUGUGUUUUUUGUUACAAAAUCGCCUUCGGAAAGUGCACCGAUAAGAUGCACAAGCCAGGAGAGCUACCUAGUGCAGAUGUAGAGCAACAGAGUGGGAAAUUAGAAGCUCCCACUGCAAAUAUGGACCUCGAAGAAGGUCUACGGAUAAGACGGAUUGCGGGAGGAUGUAUUGUAAAAUAUCCCCCGAUUUUUUCUACCGAUGGAAGGCUGUUGUUCGUAAUCAAUGAAAAAAACAUACAAGCAUUUAGCGCUAUCACCGGGGAGUUGGUUCAUAACUAUGAGAAUAUACCAGACGGAAAACUUCUGGUCGGCAUGGUGAUAGAUGCUACCAACAGCAAGUAUAUCUAUGGUUGCACUAGCGAAGGAAUGAUACUCUCCUGGAAAAUAGACUCCGGAGUGCGGCACGAUACAUAUCUAGUGCACAACGCUCCCAAAUUUUAUGUCGAAUCAUUUCAUAUAGUUUACGAUGAAAAUGAUAUGUCCAGCUUUUUAAUGUUGGGCACCUUAUAUACAAGAGUAUUUAUGCAAUUUUGUCCGCGCCAGCGGAAACGAUUGGAUAUCAUCAACAUAACGCUGUACGACGCACAAAGCACAAAGCAUACCAAUAAUGAUGUAAAAAAUGUGCAAAUUAUGGCAGCCGCAGGAGGUCGCAGGUUAAACUAUUUUGCUUACAUAGCUAAGAACAGGUGGUACUGGUGUCGUUUAAGACCAAAAUUCUAUUUUGAUAGUCGCCCACACUGUUCUGAUUUGGUGCCGCAAUUAAUAGCUUGCCAUCCUGUGGAAGCAAUUGUAGGUGUAUGCGAUAAAAUGGGACGCGUAGUGCUGUAUCGAAACUUUCUCGAGAAACGAAGGCCAGUACCAGAGACUUAUCAUUGGCAUGCACAGACGGUGAAAGCAUUGGCAUUUGGAAAUUAUGGAUCACACUUUUACUCCGGAGGUUUCGAACGCUGUUUAGUUAAAUGGGAAGUUGGAAUGCAGAAAACAGACAAAAUAUUAGCCCGACUCUCUGACACUGUCUUGCAUAUCGUUAUGGGACCGGACGGAGCUAAAUUGGCCUUCAGCACCGCCGAUAAUGCUAUACAAAUACUCAAUGCAACGCUUAAACCAAUAGCGGUAGUGCAGAACUUUUCAGGAGUAUCUACUGUAAUAACGGAACAACCACUCUUCCCUGCGGGUUUACGCGUUAAUCCCAGAACGCAAGCCGUUGUCCUGAAUGGAAGGGAGGGCUGCAUUCAAUUUUUUUCGACCUACACCAAAAGUUUGCUCUACACGCUGGAUAUAACACUUCGCAAUAACAACACAGUCGAAGAUCAAACCAUUAUUCACAACACGGUUGUGACGAAUAUUGCGAUCAAUUCUUAUUGGUUGGCCACGGUCGAAAGUUGGAGUGACAAUCAAUACUCGAUGGAAAUGCGUCUGAAAUUCUGGAAGUAUGACGAAUCGCAUCAAACGUAUGCGCUGCGUAGCAAUUUUGAAAACGUCCAUAAUGGAGGUGUAAAUGAUAUCGCGUUUUCGAGCAGCACUCGCGAACGAGAUUUGCAGUGUGCCACAGCAGGGCAAGAUCGUCGCAUCAAGGUGUGGUCGAUAGAAGAUACGCAAACUGCUGACGGCGGAGAAAAGUUAGUAUGGACGUAUGUAGGAAGCGUACAGCACCGUAACCUGCCCGUAAAAUCACUAUCAUUUUCACAAGACGCGUCCCUGCUGGCCGGUGGUUUUGGCAAUGUAUUGUGCACGUGGAAUGCUGAAACUUUACAACUAAAAUGUGCCCUUUCCGCACCGAAUGGCGUGGACGGGUGUGUUAACAGAUCGAUCAUAAUGGUACCGACAAGUGCAAAGCAGCCAAAUGCUAGCAAGACGCCACAAAAGGAAAAAUCAUAUGAGGAUGUUCGUGCAAAAAUUAUAACCGACAUGAUGGUACUGUUGAAUGGAAAAGAAAAGAGUUCUCGUACUGAUGAACUGAACAGUGAUUGCAAGCAAAAUGGACGAUUCAUUCAUAUUGAACAACAGGGAAAACAUUGCAAAGCAAGUACAAUUUCGAGACAAUUUAAAAAGCUGAUAAUGCAGAGAAUAGCAGCAAAUGUUCAUCUGAGCAUGGUCCAACGGGCGGAAAUGUUUCACACACUGGCAAUAGUUUGCCGAACUACGAACGAUAGUCGAAAACUAAUCCUCCAGAAACUCUUCACUACCGGACGACCGAAUCAUAAAACGGUCCAACAUUUGCAUAAAUUGAUAGAAAAAGUUGACACGCGCACGCUGUAUCGAGAAUAUCGUCGUUUGACAAACUUUGAACGACGUAAGCUGCCUUCAAUAAGUGGAAAAUCUCUGGAAAAUGUAUUUUUGUGUUCGGAAAACCAGAACAAAUACAAAGACAGUGCAAACGAUGCUGCUGUAUCGACGAACAAAACAGAUGCUAGAAAAGAAGAUCGGGCUGUGCCGAUUAAAAGUUUUGCUCAGAUUCAAAAAGUAAUUUUCUGCUGUGGGCAAUUCUCUCAUCUGCUCCUUAUCUGUACGGAGAAUCGUUUAAUUGUUUGGAAUUUACUCACGUUAAAAAUUCACGUAUCGGUGCUACUUACUAUUGAUCAGAUAGUUUUAGAUCCCUUCACGAACCUGAUCGCAGCAUUCACUAAACAAAAUGAAGUGUACGUAUUUCUACCCAACAUCCCGAUGCCACUUUAUCAUCGAAUCAAUAUGCCGAAAGUGUUUGGUGCAGCAUGGAUUCCUCGUCGCUACCCUCGAUCGCAAUCGUUCAAUGUGGAUUGGCAAGCCACCUCGCAGCUAUUUUUCCUUGAUGAAAACCAGGAACUGCUUCAACUGGUGUCCGAUACCGAUGAAGAAUCUUUAGGACCGGUGGUAUGCAUGAACGAGCCAACGAUAAGCUUUAAUACACCUUUUGCUGCUAUGCUGAACAAGCAAACAACAGGCGCUAGUAACGUUCAACCGUACGCAGGCAGAGCAGAAGCUGGAAUCAGUUUUGGAAAUGCUUCAAAUGCUGCACUAAAAGAUAUCAUUUCGUCAUCUUCCCACACGAUGGCCCCGAUAAGCUUAUUGUGUAAGGACUUUCUUCGUUCGAUGCUUGUUGUGGAAGAGCGCCGCGCAAAGCACAAUCAUGUACCAUCGUCGAAUCAGCGUACAACUACAACGGUUGCUGAUAAUGACAGGAAUUCGGCUCCAGAUGCAGGUACCGAGAUGCAGGAAAGUGAUGACGAAGAAAGUUUAAUCAAUGACGGUAAUGUUGCACAUAAGAAAAGAUUGUCGCGUAAUUUGGCUCAGGCGGAAAAGGAUAGGAUGAUAAAAAACAAAACCAGUUCGUAUGGCACAGGUAAAGAAGAGGCAAACCUUCGGAAGUUACUUGAUGAACCAAUAGACUUGGCAUUUUUGUAGUUUAGUUCUACUGUACUGGUCGAGUUUUGAUUUGUUUUUAGAUGGACACAGCUGUGUCUUACACUUAUUUUGGUUAACUACUUUACUGUUCACAUGUUUUGUGUUAAUGAAUAAGCGACAAAUCCAUAAAAAUAAAUAAGUAAUUGAUUAUGAAUAUUAA